CCUCCCUCUCAGAGCAGCAGGAGGCCCUGGGCAGCAGCAGGUUUCUCUCUGAUCGCGUUUUUGCAGCUUCAGCUUCAUUUUCUUCUGGGGAUCAAAGAUCAAACGCCUCCUGAACUCUGAUUGGCUGAGAUGACCAACCAGGUGAUGAACACCUGUGACUCGGCGGUGGGCGGAGCUCCGCCAGAUGAAGCAGCUUCUCUACAGGUGUUCCCAGACUCCACUGAGCAUGCUCCCAAGCUCUGCCGGCGGCUGCCGUCCAUCGUGGUGGAGCCCAGCGACGCAGACCAGGUGGAGAGCGGAGAGCUCCGCUGGCCUCCCGAUGAUGUCAGCGAUGAUGUCACACAGAGCCACCAGCAGGCGGCAGGGCUACCCAUGGAAGGGGCGGAGCCUCCAGAGCUGGUGAUGGGCGGAGUCUGACGGCUCCAGUUUUACCCAGGUGAAAAGGCGGAGCUAACACACCUGAAAUGAUUGGAAGGCUGACCUCUGACCUCUGAGGACUCAUGAUAAAAAACAACCUUUUGAUGUGUUCAUUUUAUUUUUAUUGGUAUUUUUGGAAGAAACUUAUCCUGAUUUAUUCUAAAUCAUAUUUUUCACAGAUCAAUAAAUAGUUUGAUGGA
Molecule: messenger RNA, 617 nt
Organism: Poeciliopsis prolifica (blackstripe livebearer)
Lineage: Eukaryota; Metazoa; Chordata; Actinopteri; Cyprinodontiformes; Poeciliidae
Product: LBH domain-containing protein 2-like
Exons: 4
Coding region: 130-417 (95 amino acids)
Source: RefSeq, a predicted model, not a curated record